This is a messenger RNA of Neofelis nebulosa (Clouded leopard), 737 nucleotides long. It is a transcript of the gene H1-5, whose product is annotated as H1.5 linker histone, cluster member. Gene Ontology annotation, cellular component: nucleosome. Gene Ontology annotation, biological process: nucleosome assembly. Bases 46 to 726 code for a protein of 226 amino acids. The record is from RefSeq and is a predicted model, not a curated record. The transcript has a single exon. NCBI's taxonomy places the organism in Eukaryota, Metazoa, Chordata, Mammalia, Carnivora, Felidae. Gene Ontology annotation, molecular function: DNA binding; structural constituent of chromatin.
UUGGAUUUUGAGUCUCUCUUCCUCUCGCAGUUCCUGCCUCUGGCCAUGUCGGAAACCGCGCCUGCCGAGACGGCUGCCCCGGCGCCGGUGGAGAAGUCACCUGCCAAGAAGAAGGCGACCAAGAAAGCUGCGGGCGGUGGCGCGGCGAAACGCAAGGCCACCGGCCCCCCGGUGUCAGAGCUGAUCACCAAGGCGGUCGCCGCCUCCAAGGAGCGCAACGGCCUCUCCCUGGCCGCGCUCAAGAAGGCGCUGGCGGCCGCCGGCUACGACGUGGAGAAGAACAACAGCCGCAUCAAGCUGGGCCUCAAGAGCCUGGUGAGCAAGGGCACCCUGGUGCAGACCAAGGGCACCGGCGCCUCGGGCUCGUUCAAGCUCAACAAGAAGGCGGCCUCCGGGGAGGCCAAGCCUAAAGCCAAAAAGGCGGGCGCGGCGAAGGCCAAGAAGCCCUCCGGGGCCACCCCCAAGAAGCCAAAGAAGGCUGCGGGAGCCAAGAAGGCGGUGAAGAAAACUCCGAAGAAGGCGAAGAAGCCCGCGGCUGCCGGGGUCAAGAAGGUGGCCAAGAGCCCCAAGAAGGCCAAGGCCGCCGCCAAGCCCAAGAAGGCGGCGAAGAGCCCAGCCAAGCCCAAGGCUGUGAAGCCGAAGGCGGCCAAGCCCAAAGCCGCCAAGCCCAAGGCAGCGAAGCCCAAGGCUGCCAAGGCGAAGAAAGCGGCCCCGAAAAAGAAGUAGGAAGUUGGCCU